ACUGUUGCUGUUGUUGAAUCUGGAAACAUUUGUAUAUUUGUCUCCAGCCAGAAGAUCUGCAUCGCUUAUCAUAGAUGAAAGCCGCAUCAGCCAACAUGGCUCAGGGGGAGCUCAGAGAGUCUGCCCUUACGAUCGAGAGCCUCACUGCGCAGCUAGUUGAUCUGCAGAAGGAGACUCAUGGUUGGCGUGAACGUAUAGCAGAGCUGGAGGCAGCAUUGGUAAAGGAAAAAAAUACGAGCCGCAAAAUGCUAGCAGACAAAGAACGUGAGGUGGCUGAGAUCCAAGCAAAGAUGCAGCAGCAACUUCAUGAGCAUGAGGAGUUGUUUGAUGUUAAACUUGCCCUGGACAUGGAGAUAAACAUCUAUCGUAAGCUUCUGGAAGGAGAAGAAGAAAGGCUAAAGCUGUCUCAAAGUCCUUCAUCUCAUGAAACCAUGUCUCGAGGCUCAUCCAGCAGUGGAAGUGUGUGCACCACUCAGGGAAAGCGGAAGCGUGUUGACAUAGGGGAACAAAACGCCAGCAGCUCAAUGUCAAAAGUGCACACUGCCUCAGCCACAGGACCCAUCUAUACUGACGAGAUUGACAGAGGUGGCAAAUUCAUCUGCCUUCAAAACAGUGGAACUGAGAGAGCGCCUCACACCGCCAAGACAGCCUGCUUAAUCAUGUGACUUGGCUGCACCAACCACUCCUCAUUACUAUCAUCUCUGAGCCCAUCCACUCUGCUGCCAACUGUAACACAAAAACUAUUUUUCUAUCUUUUGUAGUAAAUUUCAGCAAAAAUGCAUAACUGCGUGUUAAAACUGCAUUAAUGUUUUUCUGUAGGUAUUCAUGUGAACAACCAAAAAUCAAACAGAACUGUAUUUCUGAACUUUCUUUCUUGAAUCUGUAUUUAAAUCUUAACAUUUUCUCUUUUCGUGUCAUUUUAUUUUUGUUGACUUUUUUACAGUUACAGAAAAGCCACAAGUGGUUCAUUUUUUUCUGGUCUGGUAAGCUGUAAAGGUUCUAUAUCAUCCUGUUAAACUAAAACAGGGAAUCAAAGGAUCUUAGUUGCCCCGAACUACAUGAUUGUUGAUGAAUAUAUAUUGAUUGUUAAUAAGGAAGUAAGGGCAGUGUGUUGGAACUGUUACAACUCUUUUCGUAUAGAAUGAAAACUGACUUUAGUCACUUCUGUGUUAGUACUGGGUGGUAAAUGAUUGGAUCUAAGACACUAUGAACAUUCACUGAAAGCAAAAGCUUGCAUUUUUAAACAGUAUGACUCAUUUCUGUGAAUUAGUGUGUUGUGUAUACAAAUGCCACUGUAUACACAGAUGACUUAAUUGUGAUUGUAUGUAAGUUUUUGAUUAUGAAAAAGCAUCACUUUAACUGUUUUUUAAAAAUAUUUAAAGUACUUUCUGUGUGAUAUUUUGCAUGCUAUGGGUAUAUAUCUCAAUAAAUUUAUUCCCG
Molecule: messenger RNA, 1440 nt
Organism: Maylandia zebra (zebra mbuna)
Lineage: Eukaryota; Metazoa; Chordata; Actinopteri; Cichliformes; Cichlidae
Product: lamin-B1.S
Biological process (GO): nuclear migration; heterochromatin formation; nuclear pore localization
Cellular component (GO): nuclear envelope; nuclear lamina
Molecular function (GO): structural constituent of cytoskeleton
Source: RefSeq, a predicted model, not a curated record